AUGAAGGACAUUCUAAGUCAUAAGAAGGAUUGGAAAGAGACACAAACAGUCUUCCCCACCGAGGAGCACAGUGCAAUCAUUCAGAACAGUUUACCAAAAAAGCUUAAAGAUCCUAGAAGCUUUAUGAUACCAUGCACUCUAGGUGAUGCUUGUACAAGGACAGCUCUAUGUAACCUUGGAGCAAGCAUCAACCUAAUACCUGCUUCACUAAUAAAAAAGCUUAGCUUGAGUAAUGAAGUCAAACCAACCCACAUGUGCCUUCAACUUGCUGAUGGUUCUAUUAAGAUACCAUCAACAGUAGUUGAAGACAUGAUUGUCAGGGUUGGACCCUUUGCCUUUCCCACUGUCUUUGUGGUAUUGGACAUGGAGGGGCACAAGAGUGCAUCCCUUAUCUUAGGAAGACCUUUCCUAGUUACAGGACGGACACUCAUUGAUGUUGAAAAAGGGAAAGUAACCCUAAGAGUCAAUGAGGAAAAGUUCAUCCUAAAUGCCGUCAAAGCUAUGUAG
Messenger RNA from Arachis stenosperma, 507 nucleotides. RefSeq lists its product as uncharacterized. Bases 1 to 507 code for a protein of 168 amino acids. Lineage: Eukaryota; Viridiplantae; Streptophyta; Magnoliopsida; Fabales; Fabaceae. The transcript has a single exon. The record is from RefSeq and is a predicted model, not a curated record.